AUGACAGCCACCAAACAGAUCGCGUGCGCGCUUCAACAGAACCAGAUCGAAUCCAUACCCAUACCCAUCGCUAGACAAAGCUACAGCUACAGCCACAGCCACAGAAUGCACACGAAGAAGCCGCUGCCAAGCAUGUUACAGCACCUCCUGCCGCUGCCGCUGCCGCUGCUGGUGGUGUUCGGCUGUGCCUCGGUGGCCGCCUUCGGCAACGAGUAUGUCCACAUCAAGGUGCAUGUGCCCAAGGAGCAGGGCGGUGAGCCGGAGGUGGCCAAAGUGAUCCAUCACUACCAUCACCAUCCGCAUCCGCAUCCGCAUCAGCUGCAGCGCCUGCAGCGCGGUCGCCUGGCACCGCCCAAGCCGAAGCAUCCCAGUCCCCUGCUGGAGAGCGUCAUACUCUCCGAUCUGGAUAAGCCGCUGCACAUGAGCGAGCACGCGGACUACCUGAAUCAUGCCAAGGAGCUGGCCGCCCAUCUCACGGAGUCGUUCAACAAGAAGCAGCCGCCGCCACCACCACCGCCACUGCCCCCCAAGAAGAAGGUGAACACCUACACGAUCAUCGAGGAGCAGCACAGCUCCAGGCCAGUUCCAGCUGCAGCUGCAGCUGCCGGGCACAGUGGCUACGACUACGAGGAUCAUCCGGAGCACAGUGUGGAGACGUACCGCGUGAUUGAGUCCCGCCCGCCCCAGCCGAACCACCAUCAACACUACCACAAGCAACACCACGCCCAUCACGAGGAGGAGGAGGACGAGGAUCUGGAUGUGGAUGUGGGCUACCACUACCCAUCCGCAUCCGCAUCCCAGCGAUCCCAUCCGCAUGCGCAUGCGCAUCACUCGCAUCGUAUUGGCGGCGGGCCCUAUGCAGAGCCCGCGCCCGUCGAGGAGCACAUUGAGCAGGAGGUGGAGCCAGGCUACAGCUACUCUGCGCCCUACACCCAUGCUGGACGCGGCGCCAAGUCCGGCCGGGCACCGGCACCGGCACCGGCACCGGCCUACACCCUGGAGGCACCCGAGGAGUCGUCCGCCGCCUACGGCUAUGACUACUCCAGGCCGAGCAGCAGUGGUGGCAGCAGCACGGGCUUCCGACCAUCACCACAACUGAGCAGCGGCGGCAGCGUCGAUGGCUACGAGGAUGAGCCGGCGGACACCUAUGGGGCGCCAGCGCCAGCGCCAGCACCAACGCGUCUUCGUCGACCGGCACUGGUGGAUUGGCCCGAGGCCACGGGAUUCAAUAGUGCCGCCCCCGAGACGUACAACGGUGUCGACAGCUACAACGUAGGUCAUGUCCAGGGCUACGGCAGCGGGGGCUAUCAGUACAGUGGGCCCUAUCUGUAGCGCCCAGCCCCCCCUUAAUUAUAGACAUAUUUAUUGGCCCCUUUUUUUUUUUGAUAGUUGAUAAGAGUUCCCGAGCAGACAAAUAUACAUAUGG
This is a messenger RNA of Drosophila obscura, 1426 nucleotides long. RefSeq lists its product as uncharacterized. NCBI's taxonomy places the organism in Eukaryota, Metazoa, Arthropoda, Insecta, Diptera, Drosophilidae. The record is from RefSeq and is a predicted model, not a curated record. The transcript has a single exon. Bases 1 to 1332 code for a protein of 443 amino acids.